AUGAAGAUGAGUACAGUCCUUUUUGAUUGGGAUACAAUACAGGAAGAUUAUGCAGCAUGCGGUUGGACGGCGAAGGCGCAACCAAGAGUCAAGAUGCUGUGGACCGUUGAAAGCUCGUUCAGGAAAGAGCCGACGGGGCCCCUGUCUGGCAGAAGCGCGGAAGCGCCCCAGUCUACCCUCUCGGUCAGUGUUCCACUGCUGACUGGCCCGAGAGAACAGUGUGCUUGCACACCUCCAAAAAUCUUUAUCGCUACAUAUAUAUUUUUACAAAAGACUUCGAAGCUUCCCCAGACCCUAACUCGAGUUCACCGCCCAUUGCACAGUGGCAGUGGUAGCCAGACGCGCGCUACCGCCGCAUGA
Morchella sextelata is the source of this 360-nucleotide messenger RNA. RefSeq lists its product as uncharacterized. The transcript is spliced from 4 exons. Bases 1 to 360 code for a protein of 119 amino acids. Lineage: Eukaryota; Fungi; Ascomycota; Pezizomycetes; Pezizales; Morchellaceae. The record is from RefSeq and is a predicted model, not a curated record.